Messenger RNA from Oncorhynchus kisutch (coho salmon), 3994 nucleotides. Its product is annotated as splicing factor U2AF 65 kDa subunit. Gene Ontology annotation, molecular function: RNA binding. The record is from RefSeq and is a predicted model, not a curated record. Lineage: Eukaryota; Metazoa; Chordata; Actinopteri; Salmoniformes; Salmonidae. Gene Ontology annotation, biological process: mRNA processing. The transcript is spliced from 13 exons. Gene Ontology annotation, cellular component: nucleus. Bases 541 to 2046 code for a protein of 501 amino acids.
AAAUGUGUAUAUCAACUUCCGGUGUCACGGGGUGCCUGGGAGACGAAACGCAAAAAGCGGGCAUACCGAACAUAUCCCGUAUUUUCUCCUUGUAUACAUUUAAUUGAAAAACAUAUAUUGGGACGACGCCAAACACCGUUGCAACAUCAACAGGACGAACCGCAUAACAUUGGAUGUGCAAUUGUACCAGCAUAUCCUUAUUCACUCGACUUGCUAGUUAGCAUUAGCUCGCUACCACGACUGCUUCAAGAACAGGCCCCAGCCUGGGCUUUGCUUUAUCUAACUAGCUAUCACAAGAUAACACGUUUUCUUCAUCAAAGUUAUUUUCAGUUCUUAGUGUAAACAAGAACCACAUCUUUAACUCACCUGGAGUUGUUUAUUUUUAUAUUUCUAAACCGUUGCAUUGGUGGUGUGUAGUUAGCUAGCAUUUUACUAAGUGUGCUGUGCACUUUUUUCGCAAGCUAGCGACCGCUCAGCAUUCCCGUCCAUUUUACAGUCACAACUAACUAACUAGCUAGGGCUAGCAAAUAAGAAACGGCAAUGUCGGAUUUCGACGAAUUCGAGAGACAACUGUCUGAAAACAAACAAGCUCAGUUGGUAGAGCAUGGCGCUUGCAACGCCAGGAUAGUGCGCUCGAUUCCCGGGAACACCCCGGAGAAGGACAAGGAGAACCGCCACCACCGUCGCUCCCCCUCUCGCAGCCGCAGCAGAGAGAGGAAGAGGAGGAGCAGAGACAAGGACAGACGCAGCAGGGAUCGCCGUGGAGACAGCAAGGAGCGCAGACCGAGACGCAGCUCACCAUCCCAACAACAACCCCAAGAGAUUGCUGUAAGUCGUUCCCCGCACCGUGAAACGAAGAAGAAGAACAAAGUGAAGAAGUACUGGGACGUCCCUCCUCCUGGCUUUGAACACAUCAGUGUGAUGCAGUACAAAGCCAUGCAGGCUGCGGGUCAGAUCCCAGCCACGGCCCUGCUGCCCACCAUGACCCCAGACGGCCUGGCCGUGACCCCCACUCCUGUCCCUGUGGUGGGAAGCCAGAUGACCAGACAGGCCCGUCGGCUUUAUGUGGGCAACAUCCCCUUCGGCAUCACAGAGGAGUCCAUGAUGGAUUUCUUCAACGCUCAGAUGCGUCUGGGUGGUCUCACUCAGGCUCCAGGAAACCCCGUCCUCGCUGUUCAGAUCAACCAGGACAAGAACUUUGCCUUCCUCGAGUUCCGCUCAGUGGAUGAGACAACCCAGGCCAUGGCUUUCGAUGGCAUCAUCUUCCAGGGACAGAGUCUGAAGAUCCGCCGUCCCCAUGACUACCAGCCCCUGCCCGGCAUGAGCGAGAACCCCAGCGUCUACGUGCCUGGCGUGGUGUCCACAGUGGUGCCUGACUCGGCCCACAAGCUGUUCAUCGGGGGCCUGCCCAACUACCUGAAUGAUGACCAGGUGAAGGAGCUCCUGACAUCGUUUGGGCCUCUCAAGGCCUUUAACUUGGUCAAGGAUAGUGCCACAGGUUUGUCUAAGGGUUAUGCCUUCUGUGAGUAUGUAGACGUCAACCUGAACGACCAGAUCACCAUGGAGAAUCAGGCCAUAGCAGGACUCAACGGCAUGCAGCUGGGAGAUAAAAAGCUCCUGGUGCAGAGAGCCAGCGUGGGAUCCAAGAAUGCCACUCUGACAAGUAUAAACCAGACCCCGGUGACGCUGCAGGUGCCGGGCCUGAUGAACAGCUCAAUGACCCAGAUGGCCGGCCUGCCCACAGAGGUGCUCUGUCUGAUGAAUAUGGUGGCUGUUGAGGAGCUGGUGGAUGAAGAGGAAUACGAGGAGAUCGUAGAGGAUGUGAGGGACGAGUGCAGCAAGUACGGCCAGGUCAAGAGCAUCGAGAUCCCCAGACCUGUGGAUGGGCUGGAGGUCCCUGGCACUGGCAAGAUCUUUGUGGAGUUCAUGUCAGUGUUUGACUCCCAGAAGGCCAUGCAGGGUCUGACGGGCAGGAAGUUUGCUAACCGGGUGGUGGUGACCAAAUACUGCGACCCUGAUGCCUACCACCGCCGAGACUUCUGGUAGAGGAUGACGACAGACGAGGAUAGUGAGGGGGGUGGAUUGUCAUAUUUCAAAUCGACCCCUAACCCCACACCGCCUAGGCACUUGUUUUGACCUGAAAAGGUGUGAGCGACAUAAUGUUUCACCUAGUCCAUCAGAAGGUCAGGUGGAGUUCAGAGAAGUACCCAGGGGUAGGGGCUGGGGAUCCAUUUGCUAUUGGGCAAAAGAGAAGGGAGAGAAAGGAUUUGUAUUCUGAUGAAAACCGGGGGGGGGGGGGGGGGUUCAACAAUUUUUGUGAAUUGUGUGUAGUAACAGGACAGGGGUAAAUGAUUUUUUUUAUACUUUGUGAGAAGGGGGGGGGGGGUUUGCCACACCUGUUUUAAGUACUUUAGGUAGGUGUGGUGAGGGGGAAGUGGACUGGUCUACUCUAUAAGAGUGGUGGAUAGAUAGAUGGACAGGAGUAUUCCUCAUUUCAUAUGGGGAGAGGGAGGUGGUGACAUUUUUUAUUUGACCCACCAAUGUAGAUAACAUGAUCAGUUUCUUGUUGUGAAAAGGGUGGAUGGAAAGCUAUUGACAGGAUAGAAUGGAAAGCUAUUGACAGGAUAGAAUGGAAAGCUAUUGACAGGAAUGGCCUCGUUUUGUGAUUUUCCUUCUCAGAUUUGGACCUUUACAUUUCCUCGUUUCUUUUCCAUGUACAUCAGACUAAGCCCCUCUCCCUGUGUGUGUAGCGAGAGGGGGAGAAGCUGUAACUACACAUAACCAACUCCAAUGUCAUAUUGGACUAAUUUAUCUGAAUGUCAGCUUUUGUGGUUCCAAUACUGUAUAUUUACACUGUCACACCUUGCAUUGUCACCAGGGCCGGAGUUUGACUACCAUACGUUUUUAUUACUGCCUGUGUCUCUUUGAAGGUUUUGUUUAUUUUUUGGGAUUGAAACCUUUCAUCUAGUGUGAAUUUAUCCAUCGCCAUUUUUAGCAGGCAAAAUAAUUCUGUCCCUACACCCUACCCUUACCCAUAAGAGAGACUGGGAGAGGGGAAAGGCAGGCUUUUGAAGUUCUGAAUUGUUAUUUUUGAAUUGUGAGGGGUAAAUAUUGGAUUGGUGUUGAGUAGGGCUCGAUCUGAUUCUGAUUAAAAGCCUUAAUGUUAUUUUUCAUGUCACAUUCGAGAGUAAAAUAUGUGGAGUACUCAUUCAUGUCUGUGCUUAGCAAGGUUGUCAAUACAUGGAGUCAUUUCAUGCUUUGGUAUUUUCAGGUAACAAUGAUUUGAGAUUGUAGUCAAUAUUCAAGUUACUAUUGUAUUGCUUUGUCUGGAAUGAGUUUCUUUUGUUUUGCUUCCUGUUUCAAACCUACCUAUAGAAUAUUGGACUGCUCAUACAGAAAUCUCUUUGGCCCAGGUAGUGUUUGUGUAACUUCUCACCUCAGCAGACAAAAUAAAGGUAUAAAGACUAAUACCACUGUUUCCUGUUCUACUGCCCACAAAUAAAAUGCACUAUUUACUUUGACCAGGUUAUCAGGCUUUUAGUAACCAUAGAAGUCAGGUAGUAUUGUGUGAUUGUACACCUCUUCUGUUAAGUAAUGGGUUUGUUGUCACAAAGGGUGAGAUGGAGGUAUUAAACAGAGUUUUUUAACUGAAGGGGAGUGCAGUCUUUUGGAUAGGUUCUCAAGUGUUGUAUUGGACUGGUCAACAAAAUGUUCAUACUCAUCAAAAGGUUGUCCCCUCAACUGUAUAUAUGGUCUCACUUCUUCCUCAUCUCCCUCAACCUUUGUCAUUACGACUCCAAGGACCACUGGUUACACUGGGGUUGAGGGAGUUCCCAUGAUGCUUUGUGUUCAGACCUAGAGCUGGGCACUACCAGUGAAAUGUGACUUCCUCCCUUUCUAAAAUUAGCUUGUUAAAUCUUACCAUGUCAUUUUAAUUGAAUCUUUUUGGGUGGGAAAAUGUGAAUUAAUGGAAUAAAAAAUGGCUAAAACCACA